Messenger RNA from Gamsiella multidivaricata, 1571 nucleotides. RefSeq lists its product as uncharacterized. Gene Ontology annotation, molecular function: protein binding. NCBI's taxonomy places the organism in Eukaryota, Fungi, Mortierellomycota, Mortierellomycetes, Mortierellales, Mortierellaceae. The transcript is spliced from 4 exons. The coding region runs from base 442 to 1383 and encodes 313 amino acids. The record is from RefSeq and is a predicted model, not a curated record.
CGUUCCUCUGUCCAGUGAGGUCGCCUCCAUCUUCCCUCUCUCGACACCCCUUUCCUCCCCUACUCCCACAGCAUACAUUCGCCAUUAAAUAACUCACAGGUAAAGUCUUACUUUGCUUGACCUGAUGCUUCUGUUCAGAGUGGGUGCCUGGACGAAAGUCCAUUGUAUCAAGGCUCCUUUGGUAUUCUCAUACUUUCAAGGUGGUCACUGGACUUUACCCCAUGGACCAUGCGACAAAAAAAAGGGUUGCUUCUUCACGCUUUUGUAGGCUGACAUUGUCCUUCAUCGCCAUUCUUCUCAUUCCUCACAUUCCAUUGUUCAUCAGUUACUCCAAGAGCCACACCAUAAUUCCCCCCAUUCCUCCUCCUCUUCCUUAUAAAGCACAACUAACAGACCAUCGCUCGCACCUUAUUUCACACCGCAGGACAGGCUACAUAGAAAAUGUUUAUGACGCCGAUUACGCUCCCUACAUGUCAACCCCGACAGCAGGCAGACAACACCACGCCGAUAAUGGAGAGCGAGGAUUCUACCGCGCAAACGCUGACUAAGAAAAGAUCCACGGUCCACAUUACCGAAGAUUCGGCUUCUUCAAAGCGGAUCUCAUUGCUGCCUACCAAUUCGCACAGUCGCUCCCUUUCAGAAUCCUGGGCAUUCCUGUCGAAGGAGGAAUCGUCUACGACACCGAAAGUGUCAUCAAAUGACGAUGACGACGAGGUGCAUUCUUCAGACACCUCUGUCUCUUCAACGUUUUUCCGUUCGGGAUCUCACGGUUCCUCUGCAGCAACCACGCCGUCCUCUCCUUCCCCCAUACCGCCCCUGCAUUCUCCGGAAGAUGCAACCGUAAAGACCACAGCCGGACGGACCUUGGAGCAGAAAGACCUUCCAGAUCAGGAAUUUAUGAAUUCUUUGAUGGCAUUUCUCAAGGGACAGAACAAUGAGGACGGAUUCUCACACGCGUCAUCUUCAGGGCCAUUAUCCGAGGUACCGGAAGCAGCAAGGAUGGACGAUAAUCAAGACAAUCAAGAACUUCGCGAACUUGUGGUCGCCGUUCGCGACUUUGCCUACACAAAAUCACACCCAUAUCAUUUUGGGAACUACCCUCCAGAACCCGAAUAUGAAGAGUCCGAAGUCCAUGACGGCGACGAUGAAGAAGCGGAGGACGAGUAUGAAGAUCAGGAUGAGGCAGAAGAAAGGUCGGAUGGGGAUCGGACACAAGGACAUGCACGUGGGCUGUAUGAUUUUGAUGCGGAAAAUUCGAGCGAGCUCAGUUUCAAGGAGGGAGAUUACCUUUGGAUUCAUUGUAGGCAGUUUCCGGGAUGGUUCUUGGGAGAGAUUGAGGGGGUCCAGGGUCUGGUGCCUGAGAAUUAUGUGCAGUUGACUUGAGACGAAGAAGGAUGUGGUGGGAGCUCAGAUCACCGGGGCGAGCUGCUUGCUAUGGUUGCUGGUUGGCCUGGGAAGUAAUUGUAAUAAACACCAUGCCAGCAUUGUACAUAUCUCAUACCCAAAUGUCUUUGCUUCUGUGCACCAAAGUCGAUGUCGUUGUUGUCGCUGCCGCUAUUCCCAUCGCCGUC